Molecule: messenger RNA, 552 nt
Organism: Anopheles nili
Lineage: Eukaryota; Metazoa; Arthropoda; Insecta; Diptera; Culicidae
Exons: 3
Coding region: 1-552 (183 amino acids)
Source: RefSeq, a predicted model, not a curated record
AUGAUCAGGGCUACGGUUGCCGUCAUUUUAUUCGGCCAUCUGAGCCUCGCGGGAGUACUGAAAGUGGGCCGGAUGGUGAUCAUUAUGACAAACGCCGAAGUAACGGCCAACCCAAAGUAUAUGAACGCCAACGUGACGGUCAUGCGCUAUACUUCUGCUCCAUACUCUUCUUUACAUCUGAGCUUGGUUUUUAGGAAGCAGAUAAACACGCUAUGGUUGCACUCCCGGUACAGCGUACGCCUCGGCAUGGUUGAUAACGUGCUCUAUGAGAGCACCAUCGACUUGUGCUCCUUUGUCAAACGUCCGACCGAGCGUUUGGUGAAGCUGAUCUACGACGACCUGAAGCGUCACGGUCAGAUACCGUCGACAUGCCCGGUGCGUCCGCUCGAACGCAUCACGCUUAACACCACGCUGAACCAUAUUAAGCUGCCGGUGUUUUUGCCCGAAAGUAAUUUCUUGUUGCGCGUCAACUGCAUGGAAGGACCCGAUAAGCCGCCAAUAUUUGAGAGCCAAUGGUAUGGUCGCUUGAAGCGAAUAACGCACAGAAACUAG